This is a messenger RNA of Tachysurus vachellii, 4881 nucleotides long. RefSeq names its product dual specificity tyrosine phosphorylation regulated kinase 3 (gene dyrk3). Gene Ontology annotation, cellular component: nucleus. Lineage: Eukaryota; Metazoa; Chordata; Actinopteri; Siluriformes; Bagridae. Gene Ontology annotation, molecular function: protein serine/threonine/tyrosine kinase activity; ATP binding; protein serine/threonine kinase activity. The record is from RefSeq and is a predicted model, not a curated record. Bases 922 to 2670 code for a protein of 582 amino acids. Gene Ontology annotation, biological process: peptidyl-serine phosphorylation; peptidyl-threonine phosphorylation; positive regulation of cell cycle G2/M phase transition. The transcript is spliced from 3 exons.
CGCGUUUCUACAGCAAGCAGAAGACGCGCUUAGCAACAAGCUAAGAAAGCAUAUCUGUGGAACUCUUAAAGUCGAGCGCACACACACACACACUUUCCGACUUCUGUCUGGAGAGACAUUUUUAGAGAAGAAACGUGCUGCCAAUGGCGUAAGUUUACUCACUGUACUAAAAAACACACAAGCGGUUUCUCUGGUAGAGAAGCGAAUAGUUAGCCUGAUGCUAACGUCUGAGGAAAAGUACUAAGUGUCUACCUGGUUAGUAGUAAUCGACCGUUUUUUCACACUUUCGACCAUUGGGAUGGUGCUUUUGAUCGACGGAAGUCUUCCUACCGUGAAAGGGCUGAAGAGAGAGCAACACUGGAUCUGUUGGAUUUGGACUCCAACUCUUUCAGGGAGCGGCGCUCAUGUGGAUGUGUGUUUUUGUUCUGCCGCAAGCUGACGGAAACGCGUUGUCUGUCUGUCUGUCUGUUUGUUUUUCAUCCCUAGCUAGACGUUCCAGUCUUUACAAUAAUAAGCUUACUUAUACAGAAUAAUACAUUAUUCUGUAUAAAGCUUCCUUUAUGCUACAAGUUGCGUUUAGCGUUUCGUCCAUCUUCCUGGCUUUGAGCCAGUGCUAACUACACUGACUUAGCUGAGAGGAUCUGGCCUGUAAACACUCUCGACACUCUGAACUCUGCGAUCGAGCUGUAAAUGAUUAUGGCUCUGUUGUGCAUCUCACUGGACCGGAUUGACAUCUAACGGAAGAUUCGACGUUCUGAUUCGGAUUCGAAUAGAUUUCUAGACAUGGCCUGAAGCUGUACAGAUUAAUCCGGUUAAUGCAAAUCCUUUUUGUUUUGUUAACACCCAUUUGAAAGAGGAACUCCUGAGAAGAAACUAAAAAAGGAAAGCAUUUGAUGUUGGCCUUAAUAAUUCUCCACAAGCAUGAUGAUACUGAACAGGAAACCAGAUGGUCCGGUCACAGCAGCUCGACAUGGGGACGGUCUGUAUGACUCGUAUAUGCGUACGGACCACGUCGUGAACGAGGAAGCUGACCUGGUUGGAAGGAGCCCUGGCGCCCUGCCCCCAUUACACAAACACACAGCUGUGAACAAGCCAACGAUGAAGGAUCAUCUUGGGGUCCGAGGAGGACAGAUAAAGAUAAAGUACCUAUAUGAGGAUUCAUACAACCGCAAGGCCAAUGGCGUGAGCCAGCACAACGGUACCAGCCAAACUUCUGGCAAGCCCCAGUCUGUUCUCUCCAAAGGGCGGAGCAUGGACAGCAACAGUUCAGCCAAGUCUUCUGAAAGCUCAGUGAAGCCAACCAAGCUGGGGGGUCCCCUAACCCCAGAACAAGCAUUAAAGCAGUAUAGGCAACAGCUGAAUACGCUAGAACAGCAGGAGAUCCUCAAUUAUCCGGAGAUCUACUUUGUGGGACCAAAUGCCAAGAAGAGGCAAGCAGUUGCAGGUGGUUCUAACAACUCUGGAUACGAUGAUGAUCAGGGAGGAUAUGUCCAUGUUCCACACGACCAUAUUGCCUAUCGGUAUGAGUUCCUAAAGUUAAUCGGUAAAGGAAGUUUUGGUCAAGUGGCGAAGGUUUAUGAUCACAAGUUACACCAGCAUAUCGCUCUCAAGAUGGUGCGCAACGAGAAACGCUUCCACCGGCAAGCAGCAGAGGAGAUCCGUAUCCUGGAGCACCUGAAAAAGCAGGACAAGACAGGCAGUAUGAACGUAGUCCAUAUGCAAGAGAACUUUACCUUCCGCAAUCAUAUCUGCAUGACCUUUGAGCUGCUCAGCAUGAAUCUGUAUGAACUAAUCAAACGCAAUAAAUUCCAGGGCUUCAGCCUGCCUCUAGUACGCAAGUUUGCUCACUCGAUCUUGCAGUGUCUAGAGUCUCUGCAUCGCCAUAAGAUCAUCCACUGUGAUCUAAAACCAGAGAACAUUCUUCUCAAGCAGCAGGGUCGGAGUGGUAUCAAGGUCAUUGACUUUGGCUCCAGUUGCUUUGACCACCAGCGUGUCUAUACCUAUAUUCAGUCCAGAUUUUACAGAGCACCUGAGGUCAUUCUAGGCUCUCGCUACGGCAUGCCCAUAGAUAUGUGGAGCUUUGGCUGCAUUCUCGCUGAACUCCUGACAGGGUGCCCCCUAUUUCCUGGUGAGGAUGAGGGUGACCAGUUGGCCUGUAUGAUGGAGUUAUUGGGCAUGCCCACCCAGAAGCUUUUGGAACAGGCCAAGCGUGCCAAGAACUUCAUUAACUCCAAAGGACACCCACGUUACUGCACGGUCAGCACACUCGGUAAUGGCAACUUGGUGAUUAACGGGAGUCGCUCCCGGCGAGGCAAGAUGAGGGGUCCCCCAGGCAGCAAGGAGUGGGUGACGGCACUCAAGGGCUGUGAUGACGCUAUCUUCAUUGACUUUCUGAAGAAGUGUCUGGACUGGGAACCCAGUACUCGCAUGACACCAAUUUUGGCCUUGCGACACCCCUGGCUCUACAAGAGGCUACCAAAGCCUGUGCCUGGUGGAGAGAAGACCUUGGUACCCAAGCGGAUUACCGAGCAUAGCACUUCCUUCCCCAGCAUUGUCCCUAAGGUUCCCCCAGCAAUGGGCCCAAUCAGCAACAAACUGAGGACCAACAUGAUUGGGGACUCUGGUGGGAAUAUACCGUUGCGUACAGUGCUACCAAAGCUCGUUUCAUAGGGCCGAUCUCCUUUUCAGGGAUAAAAACACUGUAGCAAAGUUUUUAGUGUUGGAAUUAAGUUUGAUUUUGUUUGCUUUUUUAAAAUAACGAGUGGCAAUACUCUUCAGUGUUUUGAUGUCAGUUUUUAAAAAAAAUGAAGCACAAAAAGAUAAAUUUUUAUAUGGCAGUUAAAAAAAAUAGAGUUUUCUUUUUUCUUUCUUCAAAUGGCCUUUGAAAGGGCAUUUGAAAAGUUAAGAAUAUAAUUUUGUUUUUGCACUAUUUGCAGGAACAGAAUGUUACUUAAGUGCACAAUGGGUGAAAAUACUAUGUUGUACCCUUACAGGGUUUACAUUAUUUCUGCUUUUUUUAAGGGCUGCCUUUUUAAAUCUAUACUGUCAAGAGCUUAGAAAAAAAUGCUGGGUGUUUUGGAUGCUCUUAAAAUUUAAUCAUGACUUCUGAGAUGUAUCUAUAGCAAUGAGCUUUAUUGGAUUACCAGAGGUUUCAGCAGUCCUCUGUUUUCGCAAAGAAAUUGUAUUUCAUUAUUUUAGUUCAUUAUUACAAUCAUCUUGGGCUUCUGAUUAUCUUCCCUUUCUGCUCAUAAUCAGGACACUAGAGCAAGAGUCGUUCUGUCCUCGUGUGCUUCAAAAUCACUCUGCCAGAAUGAACCUGGAUAUUGUCUGUCUUAAGCAGGGAGAUUUUAAUUUUCUUCUUUUCUACCAAGAACCUGUUUGAAAAGACAGUGUAGAUGCACCUGAGAUAAUAAGGAAGUUAGUUGAGAGCAGCAGAGUGCAUCAGGGUUGGGAGGGAGUUUUUUGAAAGUUGUAAGUCAAGUUGUACUUGAAGGAAAUGAGCAAGAUGACAAGUGGGCUUGUAUUUGUGCAGUCCAAAUGUUUGCAUAAUCAAGCAAUGGUUGUGUCCUAGGGAUCUAUGUUCCUGGCCAUGAUAUCUCAACCAUUAAUCGCUGGAUUUAGAUUAAGGACAAACCAAUCAGGGAGCUUUUGUACAGCGGCAUGCUAUCUGCAUAUCCUUUUUAUUAUUUUUUUUCACAACUUUGAAACCUGCUGUUGAUGUCUUCUGACUCAGAUCUACACUGUGACCUGAUUUUCUAUCCCUUGUUUUUUUUAUACUCUUUUCUGUGAUAACGCUAAAAGCUUCCUCUUCAUGCUCCUCAUGCUCUUGACUGCACCACAGAGCAUGUGUCCAUGCAAAUUUUUACUUGUAGGGAAGAGCUUUUGAUAACCACAGAAGCAAUGCUGUUUGUUGACACUGCCAUGACUUCUUACUCUUGCUGGCCAUGAAACUGACACUGAUUGAUUUAAAGGCUAGUUGUUAUGAGACAGACUGGGUGGUAUUAGGGAAAAAAAAAACAACAAAAAAGACUGCCAUAGAGUCCUGUAUUUGUAUACCUGUGUCAAACCACCUCUUUCUUGGGUCUUCCCCUCCUUUAGGUAUACGUGAUGAUACGUGGGAAGCUGCUACAAAGCAUGACAUUUACCUUUGUUUGCUGGAUUCUUUUUAUUCAAACUGACUUCAGACAAGAUGCAAACCAAUUUUACACAAAUGUAACCCUUACCCAACCCUUUAUUCUGAGUGUACAGGCAAGCACAGAUUAAUACCAUAGUCUUGUCUGUAAAGUCAAUGAUCAUGACCAGCAAUCAACAAGAAGUGCUUCUGGAGUUAAAAAGUGUACAGAAUGUUCAGGCUUUGUUAGUCUACCUCUUAAUUACCCCUCUUGGGUUCUGGCAAGAUCUCAAACGUUCAUCGUAAAGUCAAAGGUGUUGCAUUUUGCUUCUGACUUCGCUUCAACAUGAAUCUUUGCCUAAUUUCCUUCUCAUCUUUGGUCCUCUCACUAGACAGAACUCUACUCCUUUCCUUUAGUGGAGUGCUUGACUAAAUCACUUAGGCUCUACACAUUGCCUCUCUUUCCAGCUUCUAUAACUUGACUGAUCAGGGUGUUUUUUGUUUUUUUUGUUUUUGUUUUACUUCUUCUGUGUGUCCUUUUUAACCUCAACAUCAUUACCAGUUUGCAAACUAACUUGAAAAUCAAAAAGAGAAUGAAAUGACACAUUUGUGUAAUUUCCCUUCUGUGGUGUGUGUGUGUAGCCAUUUGCAUCAUGAAUAUGAAAAUAAGUGUAAAAAGACUGAACGAUGAGAAUUGUGUCCAUAAAGUAACCAAAUGAGCUUGCAUUAGUUUUUUUUAAAAAGAAGAAUAAAAUCGAUAUUAACUACAA